Messenger RNA from Oldenlandia corymbosa var. corymbosa, 945 nucleotides. The record is from the annotation of a GenBank genome assembly. NCBI's taxonomy places the organism in Eukaryota, Viridiplantae, Streptophyta, Magnoliopsida, Gentianales, Rubiaceae.
AUGGAGGAUCAAACAACUAGAAGGCUUACUGAAGAAAGCACGGAGACUUCAGUCAACAAGGCUCUUGGGAAAGAAAAACAAUCCGCUGAUCCUGAUGCAGAAGGGUCAUGUUUUGAUUGCUCAAUCUGUUUUGAUGAAGCUAAGGACCCGGUUGUAACCCAUUGCGGCCACCUCUUUUGCUGGCGCUGCAUCUAUGAAUGGCUAAGCUUUAGGAAUUCAGUUCAGGAUCCCUCGAAAGAGUGUCCAGUAUGUAAGAUGAAGGUGUCAAAAAACAGCCUUACACCGAUCUAUGGCAAGCUCUCCGGCGAAAAAAAUAAUAAUGAUGAUGAUGAUGAUCCAACUCUCCCUCCUAGGCCUCAGGCGAAUCGUGUACCCACCUGGAAAGAUGCUUUUCAACAGGCGGUCUUUUCAGUUCCAAGGAAUAAAAUACCUCAUCGCUUUGGUCGUAAAAUGGAGAUGAAUCCAGCAAGUGCACAAAGUAUUGCCCUUUUUUCUUCACAGGUGAUGCCUGAUGGAAGCAACCCGCUGCUCAAUUGGGUACUAACUUCAAAAGGAAUGCGGAGACAACAGAAUUAUGUUAUACCACCAAAUGAUGCAAAUGAUGUCAAUUCUCCCUAUCCUCAAACAGCAGAAGAAAGCUACACAAAUUCAACAAUAUUUCCGGGUUCGAACUCAAAUGGAGCUGGUAACUUUUCUUAUAUCAAUCCUUCAGUUGGGUCGGGUUUUCCAAACAAUCCUGCCGAUAUGAUUCUUGGAAAUCCGGGACAAGAACUGGAUUUCCUUGGUGUUGAAUAUGUGAGUAAUGAUUUUUCAUGCUUCUAUGAUGACCAUGAUGAUAUGAACUUAGACCAGAUAAUGGAAUCUUUUGAUGAUGAUGGUUUUAUAGUUUCGGACAUUGAGGAUGAUGAAUGGUUCAAGUCCCUUAAGGUGGAGGAGGUUCGAUAA